AUGGAACGCCAAAGGUACACUAAAACUAGAAGUAGCGGCCUCCAGCCGCGGCGGAGGGGAGCACGGAGAGAAGGAGCGGUAGAGGACGAGAAAACCUACGGUGAGAAUGCCCGGGAAGGGCUUGCUAAGGGCCUAGGCGCCUCGGGCAGUGCUGCUGUGGGCGGCUGGGAAGGCCUGUGGCGCCGCUCAGUUGGGGGUGACGCGCGCAGCUCUGCUGGGUGGCGCGCUGCUCUGCAGGGGCGCGCGCUGCUCUGCAGGGUGGCGUGCGCUGCUCUGCAGGGGCGCGCGCUGCUCUGCAGGGGCGCGCGCUGCUCUGCAGGGGCACGCGCUGAUCUGCAGGGUGGCGCGCUGCUCUGCAGGGGCGCGCGGGCAGCGGGCGCAUUGCGAGCUAGGCGCACGAGCGACGGGCAGAUUGCGAGCUAG
Molecule: messenger RNA, 423 nt
Organism: Closterium sp. Naga37s-1
Lineage: Eukaryota; Viridiplantae; Streptophyta; Zygnematophyceae; Desmidiales; Closteriaceae
Source: the annotation of a GenBank genome assembly